This is a messenger RNA of Haliotis rufescens (red abalone), 2502 nucleotides long. RefSeq lists its product as uncharacterized. Bases 286 to 858 code for a protein of 190 amino acids. Gene Ontology annotation, cellular component: sarcoglycan complex. The record is from RefSeq and is a predicted model, not a curated record. NCBI's taxonomy places the organism in Eukaryota, Metazoa, Mollusca, Gastropoda, Lepetellida, Haliotidae. The transcript is spliced from 6 exons.
CAGCACUCAGCCAGCAUCCUCCGCUGAAAAUAGGAGAGAGGGCUGGCACCCAUCAAUCUAUAAAUAGCACCGUUGGCACCACUUCCGUCGGGCUAGAGAAGAAUAACUUGCACCAAGAAAGUUUUCAAUCUGCGAUUAAAGUAGGAUUAACAUCAGAGUUUGCAGAAGUCUUGUGCGAUGAGUACGUGGUAGACUUCAUGUGUUCCUGUGAUCCGACAUUCACCCAACAAACAGCAGCGGAGCGCCGGAAGUCGUGGAAAUCAGGCCACCUGUUGCAAGCCCAGGAUGGAUGCUACAGAGACUCUUGCUUUGAAGACCUUGUCCGAGUUCAACCCUCCCAAUUUAGGAGAUGAGCGCCACCUGGAUCUGUUCCUGGACUUUCUGCUGACGGUGGCGCUACCAAGUGGCAUCGGUCUAAUCCUGGCAUUCUGCAUGGCAAUGUGCAUGUGCAGUUCCGGCUCCAGUCGGAAGAGGAAGUUAGAAUCUGAUGAUGAGCAGUACAGCCGGUAUGAGUCCGUGCGUCGGGCUUCGCUCAGUCUCCGCCACAUGUCGCAGAAGAGAGACACGCCCCUCAUGAACAACGAACACUGCAUGACCCUGGACCGUGACCACCGACAUCGCCGCGGGUUCCGGCCACGGGAUGCGUGUCAGUCAGCUCCUGGAACUCUCCAGAGACAACAUCGUCAGCGGGCACACUCCGACUCCCAGCCCCCUCCUCCUGCCUACAGCCCCCCACCUCAGUACCCGGGCAACGAAGAUGACCCUUUCAAUUAUGAUGACAUCCCGAUGCAAGAGUUGCCUGGUCGAGGCCACAUCAACACUGGCGCCUCCACCUAUAAUGGCUACAUGACAAGAUGAACAUCAUCAUUUCCACAUGUAGCAGACACCAGUGAUGGAGGGUAGUCAGCAAGUGGAGGUCACAGUCCGUCUGGUUCACUGGCCAUCUUGUUCAGCUGGCUUCAUAUACCAUAUUAGAAUAGAUCUUAAGCAACCCAUGCUUGUCAUAAGAGGCGACUAAUGGGAUCGGGUGGUCAGACUUGCUGACUUGGUUGAUGCAUGUCAUCGUAUCCCAAUUGCGUGGAUCGAUGCUCAUGAUAUAAAUCACUGGAUUGUCUGGUCCAGACUUGAUUAUUUACAGACCGCGUCAUAUAGCUGGAAUAUUGCUGAGUCUGGCGUUAAACAACCAACAAACAAAUCAUAUUCCAUACUGAUGGACAGAAAUAUGUAAAGAUGUCAAUGGUAGACACCAGUCAGUGACUUUAUCCUCUAGUCUGAAGCCCAAGUCUACUAAAAUUCUGUUUGGUCUUGUAAGCUCAGUCAAUUAGUGCCAAUAGAAUAACACCAAUAUCUAUAGAAAAUUGUGUUACAUGCCAUCUUCGUGUUUGUAGACUCAAAUGUUACAACUUAUUGCGUCUAGAUGGGAAGCAGACUGUGGAACCUGACCAUCCUUUAACAAUAGUGAACACACACAUCAACAUUAGUCUGGGGCAAUAUUGCCUUUAUCAUCCACAGGAGAUAUCGUUUGCCAUGACGUCACAAUCAAAUGACAUCACUGAUUUCUCUGCCAUUGAUGCUGGUUAGCUGUACUUUAAACACACAAAACACUUGAUAUUACUGUAUACAAACUGAAAAAGUUGGAAGUAUGAUUUCGGAUGAUAAAUAGUGUCUUUUGAUAUCCAUAUAUCAACACAAGUCGAUGAAAGUUCAAAUCUCUUAAAAGUUUAAAAAAAUAAAAGAAUUGGUUCUCAGACUAUAUCUUUUGAAAAUAUAGUGCGGACGGGCAGUUUUUUGUUUGUUUUUGUGUUGGUUUGUUUGUUCAAACUAGUAUGUAACCAAAUAAACAAUUGUGUAACCAGAAAGUAGUUUAGUACAAUCAACCUGGGAGAGGGUUUCCCUACAUAAAUGUGUUCCUUGAUGAGUAAAAUAAUGGAUUACAUUAUUUGACUUCAGUUGGACUUGUAAUUUUUAAGGAUUUUUGUUGUUUAUUUUAAAAUGGAAAUAAAUGCAAAAAAUUGAUGUGCUGCAAACUUUAUGAUGAUGCAUGCAGUGCCUGAGAACCAAGACUAUUUUUUUUUAGGCUUAUCAGUAUAUGAAGAUGGGGUGCAAUGUCUGUGAUGGUUUGUCUGUCCCCAGUCUUGUCUGUCCACGAAGCCUACUUAGCACUAAGACUGUUGUAUCUCCCAUACUUAAACAUGGACUUAGUCGUGUGCUAAGAUUGCUUUGGGGAACGGAGCCCUGGUGAUGUUCUUACUAACCUGGGGCCUGUACAAGGUGAUCUUAGCAUUGAGACUAUCGUAUCUCUCAAACACUACCAUAGGCCUGAACAGUUGUAGCACCGAGAUCGCUGUGGACAACGGGGCCUUGGACUGAUGGCCAGGCUAUGAUUGUUGCAGUUUCCCAUUCUCACACCAUCAUCAUGGCGCCACAGUGGCUCCAUAUUUUUAUACCAUGGGAGGAGGCAUGUGCUGUUCUAUGUUCAAUAAACCAUUCAAAUAUUUAUAA